Molecule: messenger RNA, 1254 nt
Organism: Mesorhabditis belari
Lineage: Eukaryota; Metazoa; Nematoda; Chromadorea; Rhabditida; Rhabditidae
Source: the annotation of a GenBank genome assembly
AUGAACGAUGACAACUUUAUGAUUUUGGCUGCAGGACUAUUGGGUGUCCUCCAAAUGUGCGGUUUCUUCGGCUACGAUAUGAUGUCAUUCUUGGUGGAGCCGGCUUGUCACUCGGUACGCGAGCGCUGUCCAGAAUGCAUCAUUCAAUAUGCUGGAUAUUAUGGGACAGCAUUCACCAAUCUCUCCUACACUUUCGGCAAUCUAUUAGCCCCUUGCUUCCUUCCGAUUCUAGAAACUAAAGGAUCCCUAAUCUUGGCCUCAUUUUUCUUCAUAUUCUUCUCGGCAAACUUUUUUUAUCUCCGGACCUGGCUUUUCUUCCCAGCUUGUAUGUUUUGUGGAUUUGGAUUCGCGUUGUUCUUUUCCGGUGGUGGUUCAUAUGCUUUAAGACAUUCAACUGAUCGAACUAUUUCUCGAAAUCAAUCAAUCCAAUGUAUGAUAAGCUCGAUCACGACUGUGAUGAGUGGCGUUUUCUUGAUCUUUUCUUCAAAGUUUUUGGAUGGCGAGAAAGGAAGAAAUAUGACGGAAAUCAGUUUAGCACAGACUAACUCCAACUACCGCUACUAUUCUGAUACAGAGAUCAAAAUUCUUUCAACCGGCAUGACAAUCUUUGCAAUCGUUUCCUUGAUCUUAGCCGUACUAAUGCCAAAAAGAAAUCUAUCCAAUUCUCUUCUAAAAAAGACAAAGAACAUUUCACUAAAGCAGCAAAUCGGCAAAGUCUUCUCAGCUAUUGUACAGAAAAAUUUACUCAAAUUGUCACCACUAUUCGCUUGUACUGGAGCCAUUCUUGCCUUACUGUUCACCAUUUAUCCGACAACUUUUGCCUUCACUGACUCUUUGGUGGAAGAUAAAAACAUGGUCGCAUAUUACUGUAUUGCGACUUGUGUCGGAGAGUUUAUCGCUGGUCUGAUCUUCACCUCCAUCGGCAAGAAUAAAUCGAUCGGCAUUCUGAUGGGUGUUCUUUAUGGAUUUCUUGAUGGAUCAGCGACAAACGCGAGAAUGGUUGCUGCUGCAAAAGCGCUACCAGAAGAGCCAGCGAUCGCUUUCAGUGUAGCGAAAUUCUAUCAGGCCGCUUCUGCAAUGAUUUUCCUCUUCUUGAGUUCAAAACUAAACAUUCAUCAGCUUCACUAUCUCUCAACUAUCUUGGUAUUGAUCAGUAUCAUUUGUUAUAUCUCCUAUCUCCGAGAUUUGAGAUCAUCAAAAGUGUUCACCAGAGAGCUUCCCAAAGAAAAUAUUGAGAAAAAAGAUUUCGAGCAA